CUCCCCACCAGAACCCGCACCCUCUUUCUAUUUUCUCUCUCUUUCAACCCUUCUCCAUUUUAAAACUCUCUCUAUCUCCCCAAUAAACAAAAAUAUAUAUAUAUAUAUAUAUAUAUAGUGUUUUGGGUUGUUCUUUUUUCUGUUUUUUAAGUAACAAUUGCUCUCUCUCUCUCAUAACAGUGAGUACACCUGAGACAUCUUGACUCUCACUUGUUCACUCCAUUACUAUUGAGUUCUACAAUACUCGGGUACCGUACCCUCAAGGUCUCUCAGCCAUUAGAUCAUUCUUUAUCAGCUCGGCCUCACCACCACAUGCAAUGAGUUGGGAUACCUGGGGGCAUAGAAGUUGUAAAGAUAAAUUAGUGCAGUGAAAAGGCUGUGAGAAGAGAAGGUGAUGGCCAAAGAACACCUGAAAGUUCUUAAUGCACUUGAUGCUGCAAAAACACAAUGGUACCACUUCACAGCAAUUCUAAUUGCCGGCAUGGGUUUCUUUACCGACGCCUACGAUCUUUUCUGCAUCUCUCUGGUGACAAAAUUGCUGGGCCGCAUAUACUACUACGACGGUGAUAAAGAUAAACCAGGGACUUUGCCACCAAAUGUCUCUGCAGCAGUCACUGGUGUGGCCUUUUGUGGCACACUUGCUGGACAGCUCUUCUUCGGAUGGCUCGGUGACAAGAUGGGGCGAAAACGUGUCUACGGCAUGACCCUUAUGCUUAUGGUCAUUUGCUCAAUUGCCUCUGGCCUUUCCUUUGGCAGUCAGCCAAAAGCUGUAAUGGCCACACUCUGCUUCUUCCGCUUCUGGCUAGGCUUCGGCAUUGGUGGCGACUACCCUCUCUCUGCCACCAUCAUGUCCGAGUAUGCCAACAAAAAGACCCGGGGAGCAUUCAUUGCCGCGGUGUUUGCUAUGCAGGGCUUUGGGAUUUUAGCUGGUGGAAUGUUUGCAAUCAUAGUUUCUGCAGCAUUUAAGGCCAAAUAUCCUGCCCCAGUGUAUGAAAUCGAUCCUGUUGGAUCAACUGUCCCGGAAGCCGAUUAUGUUUGGCGCAUAAUUCUAAUGUUUGGUGCAGUACCGGCUGCUUUGACUUACUACUGGCGAAUGAAGAUGCCUGAAACUGCCCGAUACACUGCCUUAGUAGCCAAGAAUGCCAAACAGGCUGCGGCAGAUAUGUCCAAGGUCUUGCAGGUAGAGCUUGAAGCAGAGCAAGAGAAGAACGUUCAAGAGCAGAGAAACGACUUCGGCUUGUUUUCUAAGGAGUUUGCUCGUCGCCAUGGGCUUCACUUGCUCGGAACCACUAGCACAUGGUUUUUGCUGGACAUUGCCUUCUACAGUCAGAACCUAUUCCAAAAGGACAUUUUCAGCGCAAUUGGGUGGAUUCCAGCAGCCAAAACAAUGAAUGCAAUCGAAGAGGUCUACAAAAUUGCAAGGGCUCAAACCCUCAUAGCUCUCUGCAGUACUGUCCCCGGGUACUGGUUUACCGUGGCUUUGAUCGACAAAAUAGGGAGGUUUGCAAUUCAGUUGAUGGGCUUCUUCUUCAUGACAGUGUUCAUGUUUGCCUUGGCCAUUCCCUACAAUCACUGGACUCAUAAAGAAAACCGGAUAGGGUUCGUCGUCAUGUACUCACUCACCUUCUUUUUCGCCAACUUUGGUCCCAAUGCCACAACAUUUGUCGUGCCAGCGGAGAUUUUCCCAGCAAGGUUGCGGUCAACGUGCCAUGGCAUAUCUGCAGCAGCCGGGAAAGCCGGGGCAAUUGUGGGAGCGUUCGGGUUCUUGUAUGCAGCACAAAGCCAAGACAAGAGCAAGACAGAUAAAGGGUAUCCGCCUGGUAUUGGGGUGAAGAAUUCUCUCAUAGUACUAGGUGUGAUCAACUUCUUAGGAAUGGUGUUUACAUUCUUGGUCCCUGAAUCAAAGGGAAAAUCACUGGAGGAAAUGUCUAGAGAGAAUGAGGAAGAGAAUGAUGGAUCAGAAACUGAGUCAAGGCCACAUGCUGGUCAUGACAUUAGGACAGUCCCAGUUUAAUUGCGCCUUUUUUUUUUUUUUUAUAUAGUCUCUAUGUAUAAUUUAGGGUACUUAAUUUGUUGACUUGUCUUCUUUAGUGCAAAUAUUAAGAUGAAUUACUUACCCAAAUAAUAUAUAAAUAUAAAGAACUGUUUAGCUUCA
This is a messenger RNA of Cornus florida, 2155 nucleotides long. Its product is annotated as probable inorganic phosphate transporter 1-7. The record is from RefSeq and is a predicted model, not a curated record. The coding region runs from base 395 to 2014 and encodes 539 amino acids. The transcript has 3 exons. Lineage: Eukaryota; Viridiplantae; Streptophyta; Magnoliopsida; Cornales; Cornaceae. Gene Ontology annotation, biological process: transmembrane transport; phosphate ion transport. Gene Ontology annotation, cellular component: membrane. Gene Ontology annotation, molecular function: phosphate transmembrane transporter activity.